AGCCGUCUUCUCUCCCCGGCUCCAGCAUCUGCAGUGUGGGCACACUGCGCUUUCUCUGCACUCUCUGGUCAUCUCCUGUACUAUGUUCGCAGUCUCUGGUCAUUUCCUCUACUGUGUCCACAGUCUCUGGUCAUCUCCUGUAGUAUGCCUGCAGUCUAUGGUCAUCUCCUGUACUAUGUCCUCAGUCUCUGGUCAUCUCCUGUAGUAUGUCUGCCAUCUCUGGUCAUCUCCUGUACUGUGUCCGCAGUCUCUGGUCAUCUCCUGUACUAUGUAUGCAGUCUCUGGUCAUCUCCUGUACUAUGUCUGCAGUCCAUUGGUUCAGAAUUUUUUUUUCUUGUUUUCCUCCUCUAAAAUCUAGGUGCAUCUUAUGGUCAGGUGCGUCUUAUGGAGUGAAAAAUAUGGUAUUUAGAGAAUUGAUGUCCGUUCUGAUGGAUUUGCUUUUAUCUAUGUUGACCUAGACUUAUGGAUGUGCAUUUUACAUAUUUC
Staurois parvus is the source of this 486-nucleotide messenger RNA. NCBI's taxonomy places the organism in Eukaryota, Metazoa, Chordata, Amphibia, Anura, Ranidae. The record is from the annotation of a GenBank genome assembly.